AUGAGUUACCUGACCGCCCCACGAUCGAGACCUGGGCACUCCGCGACAUCGCCCUCCCCGCUCCGCCAGACCUCCACAGCUUCCAAUGGCUCCUCAAAUCACUCCACUCAGUACCCCCCGAGCCGGUCAAGCACGCAAUCGAGUAAUACAUCCAGCGGCUUCGGCUCGAUAUCGCACCGUCGCGGGCUGAGUGAGGCCACAGCCCUCUCGCGCCCGCGAACAGAAGACUACUUCGGAUCGGGCGAGACUGACCCAUCAGACACCUACUCAAGCAUGCGAAAAGCGCUACGACCACUGCAGCAGGCACCAUCGAACCCGUCGUCGCCCGAGAAACAGAGCCCAUCGUCUCCCGAUAAGUUUAUGAGACCGACGACGCCAGUAUAUCCGCCAUCGCCCGAAAAGCUACUACGUCCAGCGACCUUCUCGAACCCGCCAUCACCAGAAAAGCUACUACGCCCCGCGAGUACUAGCCCGGUACGAAGUAGUAGCCACCUGCGAUCACAUAGCGUUGAGAAUCUCUACUCCCCAUUCGAUGGCUCCGUCUCGCCGACAGCCAAACCGCGCCCUCUCUCGCUAGCAGUGUCACGAAACGAUUCCGUGCGCGCGCCUACCCGCGAUCACUCCGCCCGGCCGCUGUCGGUUCACCUGGAACGACCGGAACUUAAGAGCUUCCAGAAGUCCUCCACGGGACAUCUGCGGACCCUCUCCAAGUUCGCCGAAGCUGGAAGCGAUGAGGACUUCGCCAUCAAGUCCCCAGAGCAACAAGUCGUGGGUCUCAAUGGGCGGAGGAGGCUGCAGCGGACGGACCCAGCACGACAAAAGGCGGCAUCCUCAUGGGGAAGUCGAAACUGGAUGGACCAACAACGUCAGUUUUUGCAGGCAUAUGAAUAUCUCUGUCAUAUCGGAGAAGCCAAGGAGUGGAUGGAAGACAUUCUUGAGAACGACCUCCCGCCAGUUGUCGAACUGGAGGAGGCACUGCGAAACGGUAUCACACUAGCAGAAAUCGUCCAGUCGAUCAAGGGACAACCAUUGCGUAUAUUCCGCGAUCCGAAGUUGCAAUACCGCCACUCCAACAACUACGCGCACUUCUUCAAGUUCCUUUCCGAGGUCGAGCUGCCCGAUCUGUUCCGCUUCGAACUAGUCGAUCUAUACGAAAAGAAGAACGUGCCAAAGGUCAUCUACUGCAUCCACGCGCUCUCAUGGCUCUUGUUUCGGAAAGGUAUCGUUGAUUUCCGCAUCGGCAACUUGGUCGGUAAACUCCAAUUCGAGGACCACGAACUAGAGGCUACACAAAAGGGUCUGGACAAGUCUGGUGUUAGUAUGCCCAACUUUUCUGGCAUGCAAGCGAACUUCCAAGUUGAGCCGGAACCAGAGCCAGAGCCAGAGCCAGUGGAGUCCGAAGAAGACCGGAUCGAUCGAGAACUGGCUGAGAAUGAGGACAUCAUACUAGAUCUGCAGGCACAAAUGCGUGGUGCUCUCGUUAGAAUACGUCUCGGAAUGCUGAUGGAGGAGCUUUGGGAUCACGAACACCUUAUUGUAGACCUGCAGGCACGCAUUCGUGGCGACUGGGCUCGACAGAUUGCCACCUACCGCAUGGACAUGAAACGUUUCGCAGUCACUCUGCAGGGCGCUGCGAGAGGAUUCCUGGUCCGAUCGAGGCUCCAAGGUGAGGAGCAGUAUUGGCAUGCCAACGAAGCCCAGGUGUUGAAGGUGCAGAAUCUGUUCAGGGGACGCAAGGCCAGGGCACAAGUACAGUACACCAAGUCCAAAAUCGAGCGACAUGAACACGGCAUACGGCAGUUUCAAGCGGCGAUCCGAGGAGCACUCGAACGACUACGCGUCUCCGACCGGUACGAACAAACCCGGGAUACCGAACCCUCUGUUAUGCAUGUGCAGGCUAUGAUUCGUGGAGCCCUUGUACGUGCGAAAGUCGACCGAGAGUGGACAGAGCUACGAGAGAACGAACCCCAGGUUGCGCAGCUUCAAGCCGUCUCGAGGGCAAUGCUUGUCCGCCAAUCCAUGCGUGCCGACCAGGAAGGUCUUCGUCAACAUGAGUCUAUGAUCACCCUAUUGCAGUCUACUGCACGAGGUCUCCUUGCUAGAAACAAGGAAGCCGCGCAGCAAAAGAAGCUGGUAAGCACGAAUGUUAAUUGGUGUGGUCUUCAAUCCCAAGUUCGCGGCAAUGUCUUGAGAAAUUCUGUCAAUCAGAUCCAGCAGUUCCUUUACGCCGAAGAACCUCAGAUUACCGAUUUACAAGCUGUCGCAAGAGGUGCAAAGAUGCGCGCAGAAGUUACCGAUAUCCUUACGCAUCUGCACGAGGAAGAAGGCAACGUUCUCUCAAUUCAGUCAUAUAUUCGCGGUUUCCUUUCGCGGCAGAAGCACUUCUCUGAUCUCAAGGCACUCAAGGCACAAGAACCGACGAUCCUGGAUCUCCAAUCAGCCUGCCGAGGCUUUAUGCAACGUCAACGAACGUACGAGACGCUCUGCGAGCUCAACGCGCAAGAGCCCGAGACAGUCGACCUUCAGGCUGUAGCGCGUGGUAUGCUGGUCAGGAUGAAGAUCGGUAUGCAGCUCGGUCAAGUAGAAGAGCAUGAAGACGCCAUUGUCGAGCUACAGACCUUGGCACGUGGCUUGAUGAUUCGUCAGAAGUUUGCAGAGAAGCAGCAGUUCUACAAGGAGAACAUGGAGAAAGUCAUCAAGGUGCAGAGCUUCAUUCGUGGUCGUCAACAAGGUGAAGCCUACAAGAGCUUGACCAGCGGCACCAACCCUCCCGUAUCGACCGUCAAGAACUUUGUGCAUCUUCUCAACGACAACGACAUUGACUUUGAUGAAGAGAUCGAGUUUGAACGUCUGCGCAAGACUGUAGUACAGCAUGUGCGCCAGAACGAGCUCGCUGAACAAUACGUCGACCAGCUUGACAUCAAGAUUGCGCUACUUGUAAAGAACAAGAUCACUCUUGAUGAGGUCGUCAAGCACCAGAAGCACUUCGGAGGCAACGUCGGAACCCUACUCAGCAGCAAGGACAUCUCAUCAAAAGACCCCUUCGAUCUCAAAGCACUCAACAAAAACUCGCGCCGGAAGCUGGAACAAUACCAGGAACUCUUCUUUGUUCUCCAGACGCAACCUCAGUACAUGGCAAGGCUCUUCAGACGCAUCCGUGAACGGAGUCUUGCCGAGGGUGAUAGUAAGCGCAUCGAGCAGUUGACCAUGAGCAUGUUCGGACUGGCUCAGAAGCGUAGGGAAGAGUACUGGUUGUUGAAGUUGAUCACAAGAUCGCUGAAAGAAGAGAUUGAGGGUUGUGCGACGCUCCACGAGUACCUUCGUGGCAACUUCUUCUGGGGGAAAUUGUUCGCCAAUUACAUCAGAUCACCACGAGACCGCAAGUUCCUCAAGGAUGUUCUUGGGUCAGUCAUCCUCGAGAACAUCAUCGAAAACGAGCAUCUGGACCUGGAGAGCGACCCCAUGCAGAUUUACCGUUCCGCCAUCAACAAUGAGGAGCUCCGAACCGGCCAGAGGAGUCACCGCGAUCCGAACGUCUCGCGAGAUGUAGCCCUCAAGGACCCCGAAACACGUGGUACUUUCAUCCACAACCUUCAAGACCUUCGCGAUGUUGCGGAUCAAUACUUCACAAUGUUCGAGGAAGUCCUGCACCGGAUGCCUUAUGGUGUGCGAUAUAUCGCACAGCAAAUGUUCGAAGAGCUACGUUUGAAGUUCCCCUACGAAGCACAAGAGCAGCUUCUGCAAAUCACCGGCCACUGGGUAUGGAAGGCUUACAUCCAACCUGCCCUGUUGCAACCUCAACACUGGGGUGUGGUGGACCGCGGUCUAUCGCCAGUCAUGAACAGGAACCUUGGGGCCGUUGCUAAGGUUCUCAGUCAAAUCGCCUGUGGUAAGCUGUUUGGCGGUGAAGAUCUUUACCUACAGCCUCUCAACAGCUACAUCACGGAAGCUAUCGAUCGCCUGCAAGACAUCUGGUCGAACAUGAUCAACGUCCGUGCCGCUGAAGCUCAGUUCGAGAUUGACGAGUUCAACGAUCUGUUUGCAAGGACCAAGCCAACACUCUACAUCAAGCUCGCAGAUGUAUUCGCCAUUCACAACCUCGUCAUCGACGACCUACCAAGUUUAUGUCCCUCGCAGGACGAUCCACUCCGCGAGAUUGUUCGUGAGCUCGGUAGCGCUAAGAACAACGAGAACGAGCUUUUGCACGUCAGCUCCAGUGAAAUCACCUUGACGCUAAACCCCAAGUACCAUGAGCAAGAGGAUCCCGACUCUGCAAUCAAAUCACUCUUCAUGGAGACGAAGCGUUACAUACUUUACAUCAUCCGCAUCCAGACCGGCGCCAACCUCACCGAAAUCAUAACCAAGCCGAUCACCCCUGAUGACGAAGCCCGCUGGGACGCUCUAGUCAAUGAAGAAAUCAUCGCACAACGAAAAGAUCGUUCACGGAAACAGAGCAACGUAGUCCGCUCUUCCGCCGCAUCAACCUACACACAAGACAUGGGAGCCAACUCCGUGCUCGAUCUCGACUACCCCACACUCAAGCAAUAUUGCCUGGAGAACAUGGUGCAACUCCAACGCGCAGGCCGCAUCUCCCACACCAACAACUAUCAAGACCUCCUCAACGCCAUCGCAGUCGACAUCCGCACCAAGCACCGGCGCCGCAUCCAACGCGCCAAAGAGUUGGAGGGUGUGCGCACUACCCUCGCCGCUCUCGACGAAAAAGCGCAUUUCCUUGAAUCCCAACUCAAAUCCUACAACGACUACAUCGAACAAGCAAUGGUUACCCUGCAAUCCAAAAAGGGAAAGAAGAAAUUCUUACUCCCCUUCACCCGUCAGUACAACCACCAGCGUGAACUCAAGAACAGCGGUCGCGAAUACCGGUUUGGGUCUUUCAAGUACUCUGCCCGUAACCUCGCUGAGAAGGGUAUCCUAAUCUCUUGGUCUGGAUACCAUGAGCGCCAGUGGGACAGGCUUGAUAUCACCAUUUCGAGCAACCAGACUGGUAUCUUUGAGAUUCAGGGGUCUCAGGGUAGUAUGAUGAUUCCUGGAGCAUUUGCUGAGGUGCCACUUGAUGGGUUGCUACAGGCGCAGUUUGAUAAUCAUCAGUUUAUGAAUUUGUUUGGGGAGGGAGCCAAGGCUGGGGAUGGUGUGGCGAGGGUUAACGUUAAUCUGUUUUUGCAUUUGAUCUUUAAGAAGUUUUACAGGGAUGAGUAA
This is a messenger RNA of Alternaria atra, 5214 nucleotides long. RefSeq lists its product as uncharacterized. Gene Ontology annotation, cellular component: cytoplasm. Gene Ontology annotation, biological process: regulation of actin cytoskeleton organization; regulation of GTPase activity. NCBI's taxonomy places the organism in Eukaryota, Fungi, Ascomycota, Dothideomycetes, Pleosporales, Pleosporaceae. Gene Ontology annotation, molecular function: GTPase activator activity; protein binding. The coding region runs from base 1 to 5214 and encodes 1737 amino acids. The record is from RefSeq and is a predicted model, not a curated record. The transcript has 3 exons.